AUGUCAAACAGAAUCACAUCCAAAGGCAAUCACUUCCCAGUAUUAAACGUAAUGAAGUGUUCUCUCAAUUGUCUACUCGUGUCGUAUCUGUCGUGCAGUUUAUUGCUGACUAUCGUAAUGGCAGCGCCAGAAGUGGGACCCAUUGACACACAAAUGGGCCAUAAAUUACACCCCAAUUCAAACAGUGCUGUCUCUAUGGACAAGAGGGCGGCUCCGCGUCAAUACAACUUCGGAAUCGGCAAAAAGUCCGACUAUUCCGCAGAUGUCAUGGAAGACAAUAGCGAAGACUCGGAUGAAGGCUAUGGACCUGAUUAUAACAAAAGAGGUGCCGAACAAAGUAGGUAAGAGAGAAAACAAUUUCGACGAAUAUAAUAAAAGGAGAUAUUCUUUUGGAUUAGGAAAACGAACACCACUUCAAGAAUCUCUUCAUAAUUAUUAUUCAGAAGAGAGACGAUAAACACAUCUUUGCUAUCAUUGUUAACAACAAUCAAAUUAUGAUUUUUAAAACUUAUUUAUUUAAAUGUAGUCGAGA
Medioppia subpectinata is the source of this 532-nucleotide messenger RNA. The record is from the annotation of a GenBank genome assembly. NCBI's taxonomy places the organism in Eukaryota, Metazoa, Arthropoda, Arachnida, Sarcoptiformes, Oppiidae.